AUAACAUUAACAUCGCCCAAAUCCCUCCAAGUAGAAGAACAACAAUCCACCACAAUCAACUCUUCUUUUCUUUGCUACUCAUCGGCGACUUGGACAGAAAAGAUUCCAGACCAUCCCAUCGUCUCUUGGCAAUCCAUCAUCAUGGAGGAACAAGCCUGUCCGAAAUGCAAGACCACGCUCUACCGUAAUCCAAACAUGAAGCUCAUGGUCAAUGUAUGCGGCCACAACUUGUGUGACAGUUGCGUGGAGCUCCUCUUCGCCAAGGGUUCUGGAGCUUGUCCAGAGUGUGGGAUUGCUCUCCGACGGGCUAACUUUCGCCACCAAUUGUUCGAAGACGCAUCCAUCGACAAAGAGGUCGAUAUUCGGAAACGGAUCCUCCGGGAUUACAACAUGAAACGCGAGGAUUUUGAUGACUUGCAGGCCUAUAACGACUACUUGGAAAUGGUGGAGGAUCUCAUCUUCAAUCUAUGCAACAACAUCGACAUCUUGGAAACCAACAAACGCAUUGCCGAAUACAAGGAGAAGAAUAAAGACUUCAUCACCAAGAACCGACAUCGACAAAGUCAAGAGUCCUUGGAGCUCUUGGACAUGAUGUCCGAAGAGGCUCGAUCCGCCCUUUUACGCCAAAGAGAUUUGCAAUCCGAAGAGCGCGCUCUCAAGGCCAAAAAGGUCGAGGACAAAGAGAAACUCAUCGAUGACCUGAUGUUCCUGGAUACCGAUGCCAAAGCCAUUGUGAACCAACAUGCCGCCCAAACAGAAGAGGAAGUCGUGUUGCCCAAACGAACGAAAUUCUCCACUGGAAUCGACGUUCACGCCACCAACGUGGGUCCAUUCAUUCCUGUAGCCGAGGCCAAACCAUUUGUGUACAACCACGUGGAUCUGGAAACCCGAGGACCCAAACCUCCCACCAUGAGUGAAAUCAUGGAGCGGAAGUAUUAUAAAUUUGUCCGAGCCGCCGGAUCAAAUGAAAGACCCGGCGGAUACCAUGAGCGAAUCGCGUGUGCUCGGGCCUUGCAGGAGGCCUUUUCCGGAUUGUUCUACGCGCCCACUCAAUCAGCCUUGUGAUGAUUUCAAAACAAACUCAAACUAUAAUAUUAUUUAAUAGUUCAUAUAUAGAUGCUA
This is a messenger RNA of Tigriopus californicus, 1122 nucleotides long. It is a transcript of the gene Mat1, whose product is annotated as CDK-activating kinase assembly factor MAT1-like. Gene Ontology annotation, cellular component: transcription factor TFIIH holo complex. Lineage: Eukaryota; Metazoa; Arthropoda; Copepoda; Harpacticoida; Harpacticidae. The record is from RefSeq and is a predicted model, not a curated record. Gene Ontology annotation, molecular function: cyclin-dependent protein serine/threonine kinase activator activity. Gene Ontology annotation, biological process: nucleotide-excision repair; regulation of transcription by RNA polymerase II; positive regulation of cyclin-dependent protein serine/threonine kinase activity. The transcript is spliced from 2 exons. The coding region runs from base 142 to 1065 and encodes 307 amino acids.